AUGGCUGGACAAAUACCAGAACCCAAUCAGAUAAAACAGUUCAAAGAAUUUCUUGAAACCUACAAUAAACUUACAGAAACCUGCUUUAUGGACUACAUUAAAGAUUUCAAAAGAGAUUUCACAAGAGAGGUAAAGCCUGAAGAGACUAGCUGUUCAGAAAAUUGUUUACAGAAAUAUUUUAAAAUGACAAAAAGAAUAUCCAUGAGAUUUCAGGAAUACCACAUCCAGCAGAAUGAAGCACUGGCAGCCAAAGCAGGACUCCUUGGAUAA
This is a messenger RNA of Lepus europaeus (European hare), 270 nucleotides long. Its product is annotated as mitochondrial import inner membrane translocase subunit Tim9-like. The record is from RefSeq and is a predicted model, not a curated record. The transcript has 2 exons. The coding region runs from base 1 to 270 and encodes 89 amino acids. Lineage: Eukaryota; Metazoa; Chordata; Mammalia; Lagomorpha; Leporidae.